Messenger RNA from Salvia splendens (bonfire salvia), 2238 nucleotides. RefSeq lists its product as uncharacterized. The record is from RefSeq and is a predicted model, not a curated record. Lineage: Eukaryota; Viridiplantae; Streptophyta; Magnoliopsida; Lamiales; Lamiaceae. Bases 523 to 2136 code for a protein of 537 amino acids. The transcript has 4 exons.
AUAUGGAGUUGUAACUUUUGGGGGUUUUAACAAAUUUUGACUCUUUAUUACGUUUUGGAUCUAUUUUGUUGAUUAUUUUGUUGGAUUGUUCUUUUUUGUUCAUAUUGUGGCAAGUCUAACAAGUUUCUGUUUGUUUCCAACUUUUCUGCAAUAAGUUCAGUUUUAAGUAUUGAAUUCUUGUGUAGUUUUUUUAACAAAAUGUUGAAAGUUGUUAUUUAUUUACUACUUUUGUUCUGGAAAUCAAGAUCACAAAAAAAAUUCAUUUUACUGGCCAAUCCUUUCCGAUCAGCUUGAUUUUAAGCAGAAACGAAAAAUCGUGAGCUUUUCAAUGAUUUCUUCUGAAAAUUUUGAUGUUUGACUUGUCAUUGUUAAUAGAUGUUGAAAAACUACAUUUGAAAUUAAAUCUGGCAAUGAAUUGAAUAUCUGCUUUUGAUGUGAUUGAAUAUCUGCUAGCAGAAUGCUAUAUUAAUAAUUCUGGAUACAUGAGUCUUGAACAUAGCUUUGCUAUUUGGUGUGCUGAUAAUGAAAUUCAAGAAAGGGGAAAAGGUGGAGGUUUUGAACGAGAAAGAGAUUCCAGUUUCAUGGCAUGUUGCUGAGAUUCUAUCUGGCUUUGGAUAUGCGUAUCUUGUGAAGUAUGAUUCUUAUCCGGGUAUGUCAAGUGAACACAAAGUGGAGACAGUUUCAAAGACGUGUGUGAGACCAUGCCAGCCUUUGGUGCAAGGGGUAGAGGAUCACGUAGCUGGAGACGUUGUGGAGAUAUUUCACGAAUAUGCCUGGAAGGCUGCUGCUAUCUUGAAUGUAGUGCAAGGCAAAAGAGAAACUAAAAGUAGGAAGAUUUCCAUCCGAGCAACUGCAGUCCAGAAACGGUAUAAAGUAAGGCUGCUUGGAUGCUCCAUCGAAUCUACUGUUGAUGGAUCAAACAUUAGGAUGAAGCAGACAUGGCAAGAUGGCAAGUGGAUUAUGUGUGAAAAGAGUUCUCAAGGAGUUGGGGAUAUUACAGCUAGCAAGCCAUCAACUUCGAUUUGUCAUAAGAAUGUGAACUUCAAGAUCACUCUACCUAAAGCAAGGGCUUCUCAGAAGAAUUGCAUCAGUGUUUUGGAUGAAACUCGAUUUAUGGAAUCCCAUCAUGAUUCAAGGUUGCUAAAGAGGUUGUCCCCUUGUGGAUCUUCUACCAAUGAAUUGCACUACGGGCCUUCCCAUAAGUUACAAGCAAUUGAGAAAGACGGGAGGAAACAAAGACUGGCUGCUGCAGCUGCUGCUCCAAAUCGAAAGUCAGGUUCUGUUUCUUACCCAAGAAAGAUUUUGGGUGAAAAAAACAUCCAUGCUUCCCUCAAAAUUAUACCAAGUGCAUCCAAUCAAAAGGCGAGGGUGAACAUAAAUGACGUUCCUGGAAUCCGACAAAUGCAAUUGAAUAGUUCAAACAGUGACGAUGCCUGCUCUGUUGGUAGUUGUAGUGGUGAUACUGAUCGAAGUCCAAACGACAUUGAUAUUCCUUAUAUACACCAUAUAUAUCGAGAAACAGACGCUGUUGAUAGUGAUGCUGACUCUGGUCAUGCUUCAGAAUUUGAGAGGAAAAGUAAUUCUCUUCCUCCCCGAGAGGAAGUAGGAACCAGUAUACGUAGAUUAGAGUUGCAAGCUUAUCGGAGAACUCUGGAAGCUUUGUAUGCAUCUGGUCCCUUAAGUUGGGAACAGGAAACAAUGUUGACAAAUCUCCGGAUCAUGCUCCAUAUUUCAAAUGACGAACAUUUGAAGGAGCUGAAGCACCUAAUAUCUGCUAACACUACUGGCCAAGUUGGAGGCAUCAUGCUUGAUUUGCUUCCAUGGCUUAAAGCUGAUACGAUGGUUUGCAAGACGAUGCAAUCGUCGUCUACUUUCAAACUGUUGUUCCUCCGGCCCUGGUGCCCAAUCUCAGCAGUUAGUCUACAUUAUUAUUUUGUCAUACUAAUUCAUAACUGUACUUACUCUGCUGUGGUCCUGUGGAUUACUUUUUUGGCAGAAUCCGAGGUACGAGGUUCACUUUCAUGUUCCAUGUUGAAUUUGGUAGCUUAUUGUCUUGUCUUUGUUUCAUAUACUUUUCCUUUUCCUAGCAUCAGAUAUGCAUUUGGAUACCUGAAAUGUAUAUCAGGCAAGUUUUGAACUUGUUUUAUAUUUUGAACCUGAUUAAUUUUACAUUUGGGUGUAAGUUAUAACGGAAAGUACUCAAUUCCAGAACUGGAGAUUAUCUGUUUUUCCAGAAAA